CUGGAAACAGUGGAGAUUUCCAAGUACUUCGGGGCGGUAGCAGCGGUGGACGACCUGAGUAUUUCCAUACCCAGGCGGGGCGUGACGAGCGUCGUGGGACCCAACGGCUCCGGCAAGUCAACACUGAUCAACUUGCUAAGCGGUACGCUGCCCCUGGAUGGGGGAAUGGUUAUAGUCGACGGGCGGGGUCUGAGAACUAUCCAUGCCUACGAAACGCCCGGCCACAGUAUCACCCGCACCUUCCAGGAAAUCCGGCUUUUUGAUCAGGUUAGCGUCCUGGACAACAUCCUGGUGGUACUGACGACCCGAAAGUUUUGGCCUUCCCUGUUCGAACGCACCAAUCGCAAAUACCGCGAGAGAGCGCAGGAAAUCCUCGAAAAGGUCGGCAUGUGGGAAAAACGGACUUCGCUGGCCAUGGACCUGUCCUACGGCCAACGCAAGCUCCUGGAAAUCGGGAGGGCCAUGGCCCUCAACGUCAACAUCUACCUGUUGGACGAACCCUUCGCCGGCUUGUUUCCUCAAAUGCUGGAGCGAGUGAAGGAUAUUUUGAAAGGGAUGCGGGACGAAGGUCGCACCAUCAUCUUUGUUUCUCACAACAUGGACAUUGUGCGAGAGAUGGCUGAUCAUCUGAUAGUGUUGGACGGCGGAAAGUUGCUUAUAGCCGGCCAGGUUGAGGAUGUCCUUAAUCAGCCGGAGGUAAUUUCUGCCUACCUGGGGGCCUGA
Molecule: messenger RNA, 723 nt
Organism: Geodia barretti
Lineage: Eukaryota; Metazoa; Porifera; Demospongiae; Tetractinellida; Geodiidae
Source: the annotation of a GenBank genome assembly